This is a messenger RNA of Mastomys coucha (southern multimammate mouse), 1965 nucleotides long. RefSeq names its product NUF2 component of NDC80 kinetochore complex (gene Nuf2). Gene Ontology annotation, molecular function: protein-containing complex binding. The coding region runs from base 189 to 1586 and encodes 465 amino acids. The record is from RefSeq and is a predicted model, not a curated record. NCBI's taxonomy places the organism in Eukaryota, Metazoa, Chordata, Mammalia, Rodentia, Muridae. The transcript has 15 exons. Gene Ontology annotation, biological process: meiotic chromosome segregation; mitotic spindle organization; kinetochore organization. Gene Ontology annotation, cellular component: kinetochore; Ndc80 complex.
GGGCCUCGCAUAGAAAGGCGGCUGGUUUGAAAAGUGAAAACGGUCGGCGUCUUUUGGUUGGUCGCUCGGUUUAUAGCUGCUCUUCCGUGAGCUGCUGGGACUCCAGAGGACCUUGCCUUUCCUGGGUCUGCAGAGGUCUGUAGUUUCUUGAAACACAGGAAACAACUAUACUCAGGGAGGAGACUCCCAUGAUGGAGACCCUGUCAUUCCCCAGGUACAAUGCAGCUGAGCUUGUGCUUCAUAUUCGCAAUAAAUUAUUAACAGGAGCAGAUGGCAAAAACCUGUCGAAGAGCGAUUUUCUUCCAAAUCCAAAGCCUGAUGUCUUGUACAUGAUUUACAUGAGAGCCUUACAGUUAGUGUAUGGAGUCCGGCUAGAACACUUCUACAUGAUGCCGGUGAACAUAGAAGUCGCAUACCCACAUAUAAUGGAGGGCUUCUUACCCGUCAGCAAUCUGUUCUUUCACCUGGAUUCGUUUAUGCCCAUUUGCCGGGUGAAUGACUUUGAGAUUGCCGAUAUUAUUUAUCCAAAAGCAAACCGAACAAGUCGUUUUUUAAGUGGCAUUAUCAACUUUAUUCACUUCAGAGAUUCAUGCCUGGAGAAGUAUGAAGAAUUUCUUCUGCAAAAUAAAUCCUCUAUGGACAAAAUACAGCAGUUAAGCAAUGCACACCAGGAAGCAGUGCUGAAACUGGAAAAACUCAAUUCGGUUCCAGUUGAAGAGCAGGAAGAGUUCAAACAGCUUAUGGAUGACAUUCAGGAGCUGCAGCACCUGCUGAAUCAAGAUUUUAGACAGAAAACGACGCUGCUGCAGGAGGGAUAUGCCAAAAUGAAAUCAGAUAUUUCAGAGAAGACCAAGCACUUUAAUGAACUGAAGCUGUCAGUAGUGUCUUUGAAAGAAGUUCAAGACAAUUUGAAAAGCAAAAUUGUGGACUCUCCAGAGAAGCUGAAGAACUAUAAAGAGAAGAUGAAGAGCACCGUCCAGAAGCUCCGCAGUGCCAGGGAAGAAGUGAUGGAGAAGUAUGAUGUCUACAGAGAUUCUGUGGAUUGCUUGCCUUCCUGCCAGCUGGAGGUGCAGUUAUAUCAAAAGAAGUCACAGGACCUCGCAGAUAAUAGGGAGAAGCUAAGCAGCAUCUUAAAGGAGAGCCUGAACCUGGAGGACCAGAUUGAAAGUGACUCAUCGGAACUAAAGAAACUGAAGACUGAAGAAAAUUCCCUCAUAAGACUGAUGACGCUAAAGAAGGAAAAGCUUGCCACCAUGCGGUUCAAAAGAAACAAGAAGCAGGAGGAUGUGAAGCAGUACAAGCGGACCAUGAUUGAAGAUUGCAAUAAAGUUCAAGAAAAAAGAGAUGCUGUUUGUGAGCAAGUAACCACCAUUAGUCAAGACAUCCACAAGAUUAAAUCUGGGAUUCAGCAACUGAGAGACGCCGCAAAAAGGGAGAAACUGAAGUCUCAGGAGAUCUUUGUAAACUUGAAAAGUGCUCUGGAGAAGUACCACGAGGGCAUUGAGAAGGCAGCCGAGGAGUGCUGUGCCAGAGUAGAAGAGAAGACAGCGGAGCUGAAGAGGAGGGUGUUCAGAGUGCCGCCCUGACCAACAGCCCUCCCGCAAACGGCCUGCUGCCUUGCUGCUCUGCUGCCCUGAGGCCCUGCUGCCCUGCUGCUUCUGUUUGGCAUCGUUGCAUCGAAGUUGCUGGUGGAAGUGCCAGCAGUAUCAGCUCAUAACGUGGGUACCAUUGGUUCUUGUUUAUCUUUGGUAUCCUUUUAUAUGAGGAUGCGCUUCCUGUGUUUUUUUCUUCGUGAUGGAGAUACAACUCAGGGCCUUGCAGGCCGCACUGACCUGCUUUCCCAGGCUCCAACAGGCCGUGUAUUGUAUAGGCUUUUGCUACGAUUAAAAUAAUGUGUACAGCUUUUAUGUCCCUCCUCUCUCUCUUUUUGUAUGUACUGGUUGGAAUAAACAAAUAGCUACUGAA